Molecule: messenger RNA, 406 nt
Organism: Salvia hispanica
Lineage: Eukaryota; Viridiplantae; Streptophyta; Magnoliopsida; Lamiales; Lamiaceae
Source: RefSeq, a predicted model, not a curated record
AUGGAGAGUUUGAUAGAGCAAGCAAAAGAAGAAGUGGAAAUACUGGAGUAUCAGCACCCAAACAAGUUCAUCUCUCUAAAGCAAGACCUGAGAGCUUUCAUCUCAGAACUGGAGGACCCACAAAACUUGCUGCUCAAACACACCACCAUUUCCAUCUUUUCUGAAACUCAAGAGUCAUCCACCACAAACAAAAGAAAAGAAGUCGUUUUGGUCGGAGGAGGCAUGAAGAAGAGGUGCAAGACUGAUGCAGUUCUUGAGAGAGCUCAGCAGUGCCUGCAUAAAAUUCGACAGUUGAAAACUAGCUUGUGUUAGCUUAUCCAAACAUUACCACAAUGAAUUUGUGCUACUUUUGUUUGAUGAAUUCUACUAAGGAACCAACACUUUAUGAAAUUGGGAUUUCAAAUCA